GGUAUCCAGAAGUUGGCUAGUCAAUAUCUGAAGAGAGAUUGGCCUGGAAUAAAAGUUGAUGAUCGGAAUGAUUACAGGAGCAUGUAUCCUGUUUGGAAAUCUUUUCUUGAGGGAACAAUGCAGGUAGCCCAGUCUCGGAUCAAUAUAUGUGAAAACUAUAAAAACUUCAUUUCUGAGCCUGCAAGGACAGUGAGAAGCUUAAAAGAACAACAACUAAAAAGGUGUGUGGACCAGUUGACGAAGAUCCAAACUGAAUUACAAGAGACGGUGAAAGAUUUAGCUAAAGGCAAAAAGAAGUACUUUGAGACUGAACAGAUGGCUCAUGCAGUACGGGAGAAAGCUGACAUCGAGGCAAAAUCUAAACUUAGUCUUUUUCAAUCAAGAAUCAGUUUACAGAAGGCAAGUGUAAAGUUAAAAGCCCGGCGAUCUGAAUGUAAUUCCAAAGCUACCCACGCAAGAAAUGAUUAUCUUCUUACAUUAGCAGCAGCAAAUGCACACCAGGAUCGCUACUAUCAAACAGAUUUAGUUAACAUUAUGAAGGCUCUUGAUGGAAAUGUAUACGAUCACCUGAAGGAUUAUUUAAUAGCCUUCAGCCGGACUGAGCUAGAGACGUGCCAAGCUGUGCAGAACACAUUCCAGUUUUUAUUAGAAACCUCCAGCAAGGGGAAGCAGGAACUGGCUAAUACCUUAAGAAAGUGUUUGGAAAGGAAUCAGG
This is a messenger RNA of Hyaena hyaena (striped hyena), 715 nucleotides long. Its product is annotated as F-BAR and double SH3 domains protein 2-like. The transcript is spliced from 7 exons. NCBI's taxonomy places the organism in Eukaryota, Metazoa, Chordata, Mammalia, Carnivora, Hyaenidae. The record is from RefSeq and is a predicted model, not a curated record. Gene Ontology annotation, biological process: neuromuscular synaptic transmission; regulation of actin filament polymerization. Gene Ontology annotation, cellular component: neuromuscular junction; recycling endosome. The annotation marks the transcript as partial.